AUGCUACGCAGGCUCGCAGGCCAGUUCUCUCUGCGCACCGCGGAAGCGGCGUUCCGGCCGGUUGCGUGCCAGGCGCGUGCAUUCGCGGACGAGGCCAAGAAGGUCCCGCACACGAUCGGAGACAUCCUCACGACCAAGCACGACAAGGGACGGUGGCUCUGGGUCGGCAAGGACGAGUCGGUGUUCAAGGCGAUCCAAAAGAUGACGGAGGCGAAGGUCGGGUGCCUGGUGGUCCUCGACAACGUGCACGACGCCGGGCUAGCGAAGGGCGGCAACAUCGUGGGAAUCGUUUCCGAGCGAGACUAUCUGACGAAGGUCGCGGUGCUGGGCCGGACGUCCGCGGCGACGAACGUCACGGAGAUCAUGACGCCGGCGUCCAAGAUCAAGACCGUGAACACCAAGCAGAAGAUCGUCGAAGCAAUGGACAUCAUGUGCAAGCACAACAUUCGACACAUGCCCAUCAUCGACGACGGGGAGAUGCGCGGGAUGCUGUCGAUCCGGGACGUCACCGAGGCGCUCCUGGCGGAGAAGAAGGAUGAGAUGGAACAGAUGGCCGAGUACAUCAAGGGGUCCUACUGA
Molecule: messenger RNA, 579 nt
Organism: Pedinophyceae sp. YPF-701
Lineage: Eukaryota; Viridiplantae; Chlorophyta; Pedinophyceae
Source: the annotation of a GenBank genome assembly